CAGGCAUGCAACAACAACAACAACCAUACCCAGGCAUGCAACAACAACCAUACCCAGGCAUGCAACAACAGGUCGGAUACAACCCAGCGUAGAGACGAACGUCAUCCGAUUAUCUUAUAGCAGAAUGUUGUCCCGUGGAGGAUAUUUUUAACGAUUUCGCGGGGGAUGGAAUUUGAAACUACAACAUUAACCUCAAUAAUCCGGAUACUGCACGGUACAGUAGAACCACGUAAUCCGGAUUAUACAAGUGUACAGUAGGAAUUCGUUAAUGCGGAAACUCAAUGUGUACAGCCAGCAGCCACAGAUGAUGCAGACGGUUGGGCAGCCUGGCAUGGUUGUUGUAACGAGCGCACCUGUCGCGGGACCUCCUAUCGUCAAAUCGUUCCGUGACACCCCACAGCGAAUGCAGUGUCCGAACUGUAGCCAAGACAUCGUGACUGUGAUGACCUUUGUACCAGGUGUCAACACGAUCAUCUGCUGUGUCAUCAUCGCUCUUCUCGGAGGCGUGCUUGGAUGUUUCCUCAUCCCAUUUUUCAUGGAUAGCUGCAAGGACGUCGUCCACAAUUGUCCAAACUGCCGGACCAAGUUGGGGCGCUACACCAAAAUGUAGCGGAGUAUUGACCACCUCUACUUUACGUUCGCGUAUCUUAACUGUAUAUGUGUUGUACUGUGAUAGACUUUAUUGACAACAUAAAUACAACGUUAAGUUAAUUUUACUUCAUUGUGAAUUUAACGCUGUUUACCAAGUAAUGGAUUUGCUUGAUAACCGCUUACAUCGAUCGAAAGCUUAUGUUUAUAUUCCAGCCCGAGUAUUUCAUGGAAAGUAAAUCGACUGUCGAACUUUGUACCAAUAGGACUUUUUUCGGCUACUGGAUAACCAUAUUGGUAAUUCUAACACGAUUCGUUUGCAACGCGUGUUUUGAUUGGAUACGGACCAUGUUAUAAUCUGCGAUAGAAUCAUGAUCAAUCAUGUUAAGCUCCUCCCAUCGCACUUAAGCCACGCCCCGUUUCUAACCAAAACAGUAUGGCGUCAAGCUCGCCUCUUAGCGAAAUCCCGUUGAUAAGGAUAGCAGAAAACAGAACAGAAAGGACCGACCGAUGAAAUUUAUUUGUUGAAUAAAUUAAAAAUGUAUAAAGUAAA
Molecule: messenger RNA, 1141 nt
Organism: Mizuhopecten yessoensis (Yesso scallop)
Lineage: Eukaryota; Metazoa; Mollusca; Bivalvia; Pectinida; Pectinidae
Product: lipopolysaccharide-induced tumor necrosis factor-alpha factor homolog
Exons: 4
Coding region: 269-610 (113 amino acids)
Molecular function (GO): zinc ion binding
Source: RefSeq, a predicted model, not a curated record